Messenger RNA from Chara braunii, 5547 nucleotides. Lineage: Eukaryota; Viridiplantae; Streptophyta; Charophyceae; Charales; Characeae. The record is from the annotation of a GenBank genome assembly.
GGGCCUCCAGGAGCCCGAACCUGCAUUCGUUUACACGCUGGAGGGCCGUGAUCGUGCCAUGAGCGCACGACAAGCGGGCGAUUUGGUGCACGGGAGAGAGGAGGCGUCAGGGCGUCGGCAACGGAGACGAAAGGCAGCAACACCCGAGCCCGAUGAAGCAGGGUCAACGCGCAAGGGGAAGAGUAAGGAAGGAGGCAAUGAAGUCGCGCCGCCGAAAAGGAAGAGGGGGCGGCCAUCUCUUUCACCUGCAAAGAAGGCUGCGAAUGCUGCAGUGAAGGUUGCGAAGAAGGCCGCAGAAGACGAAGAGGCUGCAGCCAAGGCAGCAAAAGGAUCCGGUGCAGCAGAUGCAAGGCCGAAGAGGAAGCGUUCGCGCCGGGUCAUGGAGGACGACGAUGACAAUCUGCAAUCGUCUUCAUCGUCAUCUUCCUCCGAAGAAAGAGCCCAAUCGUCAUCAUCCUCGUCAUCAUCGGAGGAGGCUUUCGAGGACGAGCAGUCGCAGGAGGAGUCUGCCGGGGAGCACGAGUCAGGGGAGGAGGCAUAAUACCCGCUUAUCACUGAAUACAAGUUUCCGACGCGUUACCCAAGAGGGAGGCCAAGUUAUGCUAUUCUACCAAAGAUGGCUAUAUCAUACUCUAUGGCAGCCCAAAAGGGAAUGAGCGAGAGGGAGAAGCUGGACUUCGCCCGAGGGCAGGGGGGAGUAAUAAUGUCCUUAACAAGACAGACGGCAUCACAGUUAGGAACAGCACCAGCAUCAGGCGAAGCCAAGUCGUGUUCUCUGGGGCAAAAGGCGAUGGAUUUUCUCCUGGAGAAAACGCAAGUCAAGGCGGAGAUUAAGAUCACGAAAGAAGUAAUUAAGGGAGAGGGUGGGAAGGAAGAGGAAGUGGACGUAUGGGAAUAUCCCGAAGAUAACAUCCAAUCUCUGAAUGAACUGUACGAGAAGCAUGCAGUUCUGUUCAAUUUCUCAGGAAGAAGCAGGGAGCUUUCUUUAAAUGAGAAGAGGUGGGUGAGGGACAGACUGUUAGCCAUGGAGGACAUACCAGGGAAGGAACCAGAGGUGUCUUUCCAUAGGAGGGGAAGGGGUAGAGGUCACCUGGGAACCUCUUGUCCACAAGGAGAAUCAGGAGCAACAGGAGGAAAAAGGGCGGCAUUGAAACAAUCUAUGCUACAGGAGUGCGGAAGCAAGCCAGGAGUCUGGUAUAUCAAUUCCUCCUUAUACAGGGGAUGUAUAUUCGAUGACAACUUGGAAAACCCAAGGUGGGUUUGGGUGUUGAAGAAGGAUCCAACGGUCAAACCGGAUAUCUAUCCACCAUACAAUAGCAGGUGGAGACACACUGGAGCCAUGAGGAUGGAAGACAAGGAAACUGCUUUUAUUGUCAAACCCAUGUUGGAUGACGCGGUCUUGCAGGAUGAUGAGCAGAGAUUGAAGCUCAUGGAGGAACUACAUGAGGUCGGGAAAAACGCUGAAUUGGCCUUUUUGGAAAAUGCAGAAGCCAGAGCACAACAACAGGAGCAGAUAAGAGGCAAGGAGGACAGGUCAAAAGAAACGGAGGAGGGCGAGGGAGACAACAUGGACUAUGAGGAAGGAAGGAAGGGGGGAACAGUAGGAGGAAGUUUCUCCACAAAGAGGAAGGGAGAGUCAAGAGGGGAAGAUGGGGCUAAUACUCAGGAAGGAGAGUCGCAUCAGGGAAAAAGGAGACAAAAGACCCAAUCAGGAGAGGGGGUCACCGCAGGAGAGGAAGAGGGAGAGGGCAGAACAAGCAUGGAUUCAUCAAAGACCUCGGGCAAAGAAAGAGAGAUAGAGUCAGGUCCACACGACUCGACCUCAAAGGGUACCAGGGUAGGAGAGGAAGGGACAGGCAGUGCAGACAAGAGUGAGGAGGACUCGACAGACAAGGAUUACCCAGAAGGAUCAUCGCAGCACGAAGAGGACAGAGGCAGAGCUCAAGGUGCUCAGGUACAUGUCACAGUGGAGGAAGAAGAAAGGGUAAGAGAAAGAGCGAGAAGGAGAGGCAUGCAAAAUGCAGACAACAUGACAGUUGAACAGAUACUGCAGGCAAAGGAGGACCAAGGAGUGAGUUCACCAGACACAGAAAGCGAAGCUUCAUCAGAGGAGGACGAGGAAGAGGGGGAGGAAGAACAGGAAGAUGCAGAUGUGGAGGAUUGGACAAGGGAACGGUGGGCAAAAGAGGUGGAGCAGCUGGAAUGGGGGAGGACAAUCGAGUGUGAAAUCAGGCUGGCCCUCUACAAACACCUGAGGAACCUUCAACAAGCCACACAAGGAGGGGAAGACUUUACGUCAGAGAAAAGGUUUGAACUGCUAAGGAGGGAAGGAGAAGUCAAUGAGUUCUAUGCAUCUCAGUACGCAAGAAAGUCCCACACAGUAAGAAACGAGAUACACAUACAACAGGAGGAAUAUGAGAGGAUAUUUCAUUGGCCGAAGUCCUACCAUAGCAAGGAAAGGAAGAGGGAUGGCAAGAAACGAAAAGCUCAGGCGGUAGAGGAGCAAAGCAGUACAGUUGAGGGAAGAAACGACCCAAUGGAUGGUGAUGCAAUGGAAGAAGAACAAGGGACUGGAGAGAGAGAAGAGGAAGAGGUCCAGGAUUUGAGAAGGCAAGCCGCGAUUUUGGUGGUGCAGGUGAACUUGCUCAAGGAUGAGAACAGAAAAUUGGAGGAUGACACAGUGAAUGUGCAAAAAAUAGCGAUAGGUGGUGGAGACCAUUCCCUAUGGGCUCCUAGGGGGGAUUUAGGUGCGGAAUGGGUUGCAAGGUGCACAGCGGUAGCGACAAUAGUGGAGGCGUUUGUUUGGAAGCCGGACUUCAUCGAGAAGAGGGCAGCAGCAGUGGCAUUUGGGGAGAAGCUUCCAAUUCCUGAGAUCAUUGCGAUUGGUGGUCAAUCCGAUGGCAAGAGCUCUUUAUUGGAGGCUUUGCUUGGGUUCCGUUUCAACGUCAGAGAGGUAGAGAUGGGGACAAGGAGGCCACUUACCCUCCAGAUGGUGCAUGAUCCGACGGCAGAAGAGCCCCGCUGCCGCCUGCAGAACCGCAAGGGCGAGCCUGAAGGCACACCUGAUGAAAUAAUGGCUAUGGUGAAGAAUCUGGCAUCCAUGCCGCACAGGCUUAUCCUGUUCCUCCAGCAAAGCAGUGUGGAGUGGUGCAGUUCCUUAUGGCUCGAUGUCAUCCGAGAAGUGGACCCGACAUUUCGCCGGACAAUUCUGGUGGCCAGUAAAUUCGAUAAUCGACUCAAGGAGUUUGCGGAGCGGUGGGAGGUUGAUCGAUAUCUGAGCGCGAGUGGGUACCUAGGGGAGAAUGCUAGAUUGUUCUUUGUGGCUCUUCCGAAGGAGCGGACAUUGGUCAGAAACGAGGAGUUCCGACGUCAGUUAUCAGUUGUGGAUUCUGACAUAUUACGACAGCUGCGUGAAGGGAUAGAGGGAGGUUUCGAUGAAGACAAGUACGGCACCCGUGUUGGUUUCAGCAACCUAAAAAGGUUCUUGGAGCAGGAGCUACAAAAAAGGUAUCGGGAUUCUGCCCCGAACACCCUGGCACUUCUAGAGCAGCGGUGUUCUGAGAUGGCUGUCGAGUUGCAGAAGAAGAUGAAACAGCUUGAGACAGCAGCUGAUGUCGCAUUCCUCCGAGGCACAGCUAUGGAACAUGCUGACAUAUUCAGCCGCCAUGUUGUGGAGUUGUUGGAUGGUGCGACAGAGCCAGACCCAUCAGAAUGGGGGAAAACAACAGAAGAGGAGAAGUCGGAUUGUGGCAUUGGGAAUUGGCCAGGUGUCAGUAGAGAUGUCGAACCGAUGAAUGCCACUCUGCGAUUGUAUGGAGGAGCAGCUUUUGAGCGUUUGCUGGACGAAUUUCAGUGUGCAGCCUGUGCUGUGGAGUGCCCCCCUGUUUCCAAAGAGAAGGUUGUCAAUAUAUUGUUAGCUUCAGGAGGUCGAGGGAUGUUGGCGGCAGGAGCAGCGGCACUGGAUAUUGCCAGAUCAGCAGUCCGAACCUGGUUGGGACCCCUGCUAGAUACAGCCUGUGAUCGUCUUGCUCAUGUACUGAGGUCAUUGUUCGACUUAGCUCUCCAGCGGCUGGCUAUCGACGAGGAUGGAGGAACAGUUUCGAAAACACUUGCCCCUUAUGUCGUCUACCAAUCAGAGCUGCGACGAGUGUACAAUCAAUUUAUCAAUGAGGUAGCGAGGACCUGCAAGGAGCUAGCAAGGAAUCACCUCACUACUGUGACCAGCCUGUACUCACAAAUCGGGGUGCCACAUGUGCCUGCACGGAGCAGGGAUGAGCUCAGUGGUAUUGACAGCAGGUCGACGCGCAGCAGGGCUGGGUACUGUGCUGCUGUAGGGCUGAGUGGAAAAGAUGGAUGCCGAAGUAUCGACUCUUCUGUGGACGAUGACGAAACAGGAGUGGAAAAUGUGGCAGCGGAUGCCUUGGGAGCAGGUCCAACGAUGUCGGCCAUGGCAAAUGGAAUAGGCCACCGAGGCGGUGGGGGAGGAGAGCGAGGCUCCAGGAGUCCCGGGAGGAUGCAGUUCCGCGAAAGCCAGGAGACUGUCCCGGAGACACCCUCGCCUGAUCAGGCGGCUGAGAUGGGAAAAGAGAAACGGCGUGAGUACGCAGCCGCAAGCGGCCGUGGUGAGAUGAGACUUCGCUCGCCGGCUCGGAAACGACCCAGCACGGAAAGCACUGGAGAGGCAUCUGGGAGGUCAUCCCGCUUAGGGGGUGCGGCUGGAAACAGUCGGCUCCAGAAAAGAGAGAAGAAGAAGCGACAUGACCCUGAUGACUGCGUGAUCCUUGGAGGCACAGGAGGUCGCCUUUCGGACAACCCUGGUGUAAGACAAGCUUAUGCAGAAGUGUGCGAUAGCGUAUCGGAUCAGUUCAAGCUCAUUCGAGAAGUGCUCGUCGAUCGGCUGGUUCUGUCCACUCUCAAUACAGGAUUCUUGACACCUUGCCGAACGCGGCUUCGCACUGCCAUUUUCCUGGAACUCUUUGCCUGCUGUGAUGAGAGCUUCAUGGAGAUGUUUGUUGUACCUGGAGCAAUGGAGAAAAUGGAAGAGGAGGCUGCCAACCUCGCCAAGCGCCUUGAGACGCUGAAGACAUGCAAGGAUGAGUAUCGGGAUUCUGCCCCGAACACCCUGGCACUUCUAGAGCAGCGGUGUUCUGAGAUGGCUGUCGAGUUGCAGAAGAAGAUGAAACAGCUUGAGACAGCAGCUGAUGUCGCAUUCCUCCGAGGCACAGCUAUGGAACAUGCUGACAUAUUCAGCCGCCAUGUUGCCUGGUGUCAUGCGGGCAGUCGCAUUGCCCGCCAUUUAUCGUCCAUUUUUACAGAUACAAAGUACAUUCAAGAGGUGAGAGGUGGUCAGGCGGAUCGAUUUGAAAUUUAGGUUACCUGUCUCUUGGCCAGGUCUUGACAGCCGGUGAAAUUGUCAGGGAACGCGCAGGAACCAUUCUGCACAGUGUACGCGCGUGCCAGAUUGGCAUAGCUGGUGAGGGCCCUCUUCUUGUCAUUCAAGUCCUGCAGAAAAAAAAAAAAAAAAAAAAAUCAAACAAUCAGAAAAAG